Mustela erminea (ermine) is the source of this 708-nucleotide messenger RNA. RefSeq lists its product as uncharacterized. Bases 1 to 708 code for a protein of 235 amino acids. The record is from RefSeq and is a predicted model, not a curated record. The transcript is spliced from 7 exons. NCBI's taxonomy places the organism in Eukaryota, Metazoa, Chordata, Mammalia, Carnivora, Mustelidae.
AUGAUGAAUUUAUGUCAAUAUACUUCUGUCCCAAACCAUAGAAUUACGAUACCAAGAGUGAAUUCUAAGGUUUUAAAGGACUUAUUGCCAGGCAAAAAGGGAGUAAAGAGAAAAGUUGAAGGAUAUCCUUGUAAAUUCACGGCCUGGCUCUUGUUUGCACCAAAUGACAUCCCAGCCAAAAGCUGUGAUGUUGUCAGUAGACUCCUGUUGCUCUGUGAACACCAUGGAGGUAUUGCACUGGGCCCAGAAGUGUUAACAUACUCUGUGUUUCAAUCAGCAAAUGGUGGUGGAGACGAGAGCCCAAUGCUCACAUGUGCUACCCCAGGAAACCUUUCCAUCUGUGGACACCCUCCAUCUCUGUUUACAGAUCAUGGAGCAUUAACCAAAUUCAACAUAUUAACUCUGUACUUAAGGCCUUCCUCUUCAGAAGUAAUUCCAGGGUUUGAAGCUGCCGUGGACCCAAAAGCUGGUGAUUCAGGUCACAAUGCCAAGUUUCACUUUGGUGAACUUGGCUCACCAGAAAUCACUGAAAUGGUCACAUUCAUUGAAAGAUUCGUGACAGAAGACAUGCAGGGGCCCCACGAGUCCCAGGGUGGCCACCUGCCCCCAGAAACCUGCGUGCUGACCAGGCCAGGUGGCGAGGCCUUGGCUUGCUUGUUUGCAGGACAGCGAGAGCACUUCUGUCGUCUUAAAGGUUUUUCUGAUUGA